AUGGCAAAAUUGCUUCCUAACCAUGUCGGGAUAGUUAUUAUGAAAAAUUUUGAAUUUGCUCUAAUGAACCGUCUGAAGGACCUAGCUAUAUAUGUUGAAGAAAGAGAGGAAAAUCAAGAAGGAGAAAAGUCUUUCGUAAAAUUAAUAUACGAGAUAGAAGUUUUGAAUAUAAAUUUGCGUCAUGAAAAACCUUUAGCAGUUAUUGGUAUUCCUAUGUGGCAUGCCAAGGCAAAUAAAGUAAAACAUAACAGAAAAAUAGAGAAUAUAAUGAUACAUUACAAUAUAAACCGUGACGAAGCACGUAAAAAAAUUAAUGCUAAAGAGCUUGCUAAACUUGAGAUUAAUGGAAAUGCAUUUGGAAAUGAAAAUAUCAAUAGACCUCCAUUGAAUAUGUAUUCUGGAAGUAAUUUUUUAGGGAUUCCUUUUGAUUUGCUUUUUUGUGCUGGUGGAGCAAAUGACCGAAUGAGAGAUAAAUUUUUAGGUAAAGAAUUUCUAAAAUUUUGUUUAAUAACGUUGCUAAUCUUUCUAAAAUUUGUAUGCCUUUGUCGCCUCUAUAAUUUUUAA
Molecule: messenger RNA, 564 nt
Organism: Meloidogyne enterolobii
Lineage: Eukaryota; Metazoa; Nematoda; Chromadorea; Rhabditida; Meloidogynidae
Source: the annotation of a GenBank genome assembly